Sinocyclocheilus anshuiensis is the source of this 2400-nucleotide messenger RNA. RefSeq names its product WRN helicase interacting protein 1 (gene wrnip1). Gene Ontology annotation, molecular function: enzyme activator activity; DNA binding; single-stranded DNA helicase activity. The record is from RefSeq and is a predicted model, not a curated record. Gene Ontology annotation, cellular component: nucleus. Lineage: Eukaryota; Metazoa; Chordata; Actinopteri; Cypriniformes; Cyprinidae. Gene Ontology annotation, biological process: DNA repair; DNA synthesis involved in DNA repair; DNA-templated DNA replication. The coding region runs from base 63 to 1742 and encodes 559 amino acids. The transcript has 7 exons.
AGAGCGCUUUUACUACAUGUGGAUACAUGUCAAUGAGAGCUUCGUGAAUAAACAGCGCGUCAAUGGCCGAGAAAGUGUCAGAGAGUGUUUCCGUAAAGUGUCCGGUUUGCGCCGGUGACUUUGAUCCUGACAGCAUUAACGCGCACUUGGACGAGUGUUUACAGAGCGCUGAUGUUCAUCAUCACACAGCAGCUCGAGAGGAACCUUCAGGACCUCCGUCCAAAAAGGCCCGCACUGACACCCCUGACACCCAUCCAGCUGCUGCAGUGUUCUCCGUGUUUCAAAGCAGACCCAAAGCGAGCGAUCAGAAACACAGGACCGAAUCAGAAAGCUCUGGUCCAGGUCUGAGAGUGACGGGGACACCCGAGUGCCCGGAUGCACCUGGCGCAUCCUCACCAAGAGCGUUAAAGCUGAAUAAUGACAAACCCUUGGCAGAAGUCUUGAGACCCAGCACUCUGGAGGAGUAUUUCGGCCAGAACAAGCUGAUCGGAGAGCAGACCCUGCUCAGAUCCCUGCUGCAGUCACAGGAGGUCCCCUCUCUCAUUCUCUGGGGGCCACCAGGCUGUGGAAAGACCACUUUGGCCCAUAUUAUCGCCAGUUCGAUUAAGAAGAAAGGCACAGGACGUUUCGUGACGCUCUCCGCCACCAGUGCGUCCACCAGCGACGUGCGAGAGGUCAUCAAACAGGCCCAGAAUGAGCUCCGUCUGUUUAAGAGAAAGACCAUUCUGUUCAUCGAUGAGAUACAUCGCUUUAACAAAUCCCAGCAGGACACCUUCUUGCCUCACGUGGAGUGCGGGACGAUCACUCUUAUUGGCGCCACCACAGAGAACCCGUCCUUCCAGGUCAACAGCGCGCUACUGAGCCGCUGCAGGGUUCUGGUUCUGGAACGGCUGUCUGUGGAAGCGAUGGGCUUGAUCCUGCGCCGGGCUAUAGACUUUCUGGGACUGCAGGUGUUGAACGGGGAUGCGGUGGAGCGGGACGCUUCAGAGAUCUGCUCAGAAUCUCAGGUGUGUAUCGAGCAGAAGGCGCUGGACACGGUGGCGCACCUGUGUGACGGAGACGCUCGAGCCGCUCUCAACGGUCUGCAGCUGGCGGUACAGGCGUGUGUGGCGCAGGUGCGCACCGCUUCAUCCAAACCCCACGCCGGCCCGCAGCCAAUAACAGUGCGUGAGCAGCACAUUAAAGAAGGACUUCAGAGAUCACACAUCCUUUAUGAUAAAGCAGGCGAGGAGCACUAUAACUGUAUCUCAGCCCUGCACAAGUCAAUGCGAGGCUCCGAGCCCAACGCUGCCCUCUACUGGCUCGCCAGAAUGCUGGAGGGCGGUGAAGACCCGCUGUAUGUGGCCCGCAGACUCGUCCGCUUCGCCAGCGAGGAUAUCGGUCUGGCAGACCCGGCGGCGCUCACUCAAGCCGUAUCAGCGUUCCAGGCCUGCCACUUCAUCGGCAUGCCAGAGUGUGAGGUCAUUCUGGCGCAGUGUGUGGUUUAUAUGACCCGAGCGCCCAAGUCUGUGGAGGUGUACAAGGCUUAUAACAACGUCAAGUGCUGUCUGAGGAAGCAUCAGGGCCCGUUACCGGCCGUUCCCCUGCACCUGCGCAACGCUCCCACCAAACUGAUGAAGAAUCUGGGCUACGCCAAAGGAUACAAAUACAACCCAAACUACAGCGGACCGGUGGAGCAAGAAUAUCUUCCCGAGGAACUGCGCGGUGUCAACUUCUUCACCUGGACGCCCCCCGAUCUAUGACUGAUUGUCUUUUUAAGUUUGGAGUUCUGCUGUUGCCUUUAUCACUGCUGCUGUAUCUUAUACUUAUCACAGCGAGAUUUCACACCUUUGGUCCAUGUUGUGAAUGAGUAAAUAUGCAUUUGCUUAUACAGAGUUUUAUGUAAAACAUGAAGAUUGCAGCAACUGAUUUCCAUUUUUAUCUCAGGUGAGUAAGAAAUGAAUAAAUAGAAACCAUAUUAUUGUACUUUGUAAGUGCAUAAACAUCCCUGAUUUGAAUAUGGGUGAUUUGGCUUUACUCUCAAAUACACACUAUAGAGGAUGAGACUUACAGGAAACAAUUAUUAGUGACUUUUAUAUUAGUGGCUUCCUCUUCCUUUGGUUUCCUCCAAUAUUCAAAGUAGAGGUCGCUCGGUUGAACGUUUAUCUUCAAAACUGAGUUGCAUCGCUGACAAUUCAUGUUUCAGCUCCAUUAAAUGUUUGCACUGUUGUUUUACACUCUUAUCUACAAGCAAGCAAUAAUGUUGUAUAUUAGCAUAUGCUUUACUAAAAUCAAGUCUUGUCUUUCUUUUUCUGCACUGAAGAUGUUGCACUUACAAAUCAUUUUGCAUUUCAAGUCAUUUUGAUUAUGAGUUGACUGACCGUGCUGAGGUCAGUGUAUUAAAGGGAUCGUUCAGCCAAA